AGGUAGGCCCUGGGUUGUUGGGGGGGGGGGGGAUUUUAAUGCCGUAAUCCAUCCCUUGGAGACUUCUAACCUAACUGUGAAGAACUCUAGUAUGAAGGAUUUUGAGAGUUGAUUGCAUGACAUGGAGUUACUGGAUUAUCGAACUACAGAACCUUGGUAUAUCUGGACAAAUAAUCAGUCUGGUAAUCCAUUGGCUAGACGGUUGGAUAGAGGUGUAGUGAAUGUUGAAUGGCUGGAGGCUUUCAAGGAUUGUUCAAUGGAGGCAGUGUUGGCUCCAUUUACGGAUCAUUGUGGCAUCUUGGUUUCUACUGAUGUGGGUAUUAAAUCUAUGUCGAAGGCUUUUAAAUACUUUCAGUUUUGGGAGACUCAUCCAGAGUUUAUGAGUAUUGUAGAGCAGGCUUGGAAGAUUGAUGUGAAGGGAAUUCCUUGGUAUGUUAUUCAGUGUAAGCUCAAGUCUGUGAAGACAGCUUUGAAGAAACUUAAUCGAGAAGCUUUUAAUGAGAUUAGUGAACAAGUUAGAGUGGUGGAGCAACAAUUAAUGACACUCCAGGCUAACAUCCUGAACCAUCCUAAGAUUCUUGAAAGAAAAAGCUGAAGUUCAGAAGUGCUAUGAUGUUUUGAAAAGGCAAGAAGGGAGUUUUUCUGGCAAAAGUCUAGAGUCAACUGGUUGGGGAAAGGUGAUAAGUGUACUGGUUUCUUCCAUCAGGCGGUGAAAAUAAGGACUGCAAAGAAGGCAAUUAGGAGAUUGAUAAAUGAUGAGGGGAGGAGCUCACUGCUAUUGAUCAAAUUGUUGAGGAGCUGUCAAUUACUACAAGGGUUUGUUUGGUGUGGUUAACCCUGAUAUUCAAACUGAUGUUGACCUGCUUGGAGUGAUGAUUCAAAAGAGGGUCCCUGUUGAGGUUGCUGCACUUUUAUGUUUUCCAGUAACUACUGAUGAAAUCCGGGCAGUUAUGUUUGGUUUAAAUGACCAGAAGGCUCCUGGGCCAAAUGGAUUUUCAGCAGGAUUCUUUAAGCAUACAUGGCAUUUAAUUGGUGAGGAUGUCACUGCAGGUAUUUUGGACUUCUUUUUCUCAAGGUAGACUGCUUAGUGGUAUUAAUGCAACUGCAGUGUCUUUAUGCCCUAAAAUUCCUAGUGUUGAGCGAAUAAAAGACUUUCGUCCUAUAUCGUGUGUGAAUGUUUUAUAUAAGUGUGUCUCAAAAAUAUUAGCAAAUAGAUUGAAGCUAGUAAUGCCUCAUAUUAUUAGCUUGAAUCAUACGACAUUUAUCAAAGGCAGACGCAUUAUGGAUAACAUUCUACUUGCGCAAGAAUUGGUCAGUGGUUAUGGAAAUAAGAAGCUCUCUACUAGGUGUGCAGUGAAAGUUGACUUAAUGAAAGAAUUUGACUCGGUGCAUUGGGAUUAUCUGUUUAAGGUUAUGGGCAUUAUGGGUUUCCCUGAUCUGUACAUAAAGUGGAUUCGAAUUUGCCUAUCUACUGCUCAUUUUAGUAUCAAUUUGAAUGGUGCGUUGUGUGGGUUCUUUAAAGCACGUAAAGGAGUUCGGCAAGGGGAUCCCUUGUCCCCAUACUUGCUCUGUAUAUCUAUGGAGGGGUUAUCUGGGUUAUUAAAUCGAGCAGCAAUGCAAAAUCACUUGCCUUAUCAUCCUAUGCGUAAGAAGGUUGCUCUAAAUCAUUUGUGCUUUGCAGAUGAUUUACUUAUCUUCUCUACAGGCUCAAGGCAAUCUUUAUUGAAGAUCAAGGACUUAUUGAAUGAGUUCUAUCAAUUUUCUGGGCUGAAGUGCAAUCCAGAGAAGUGUGAGGUGUACUUUGGCGGUGAAUCUGUGCAAUAUAAGGCAGCUUCACUUGCUGUGUCUGGUUUCAAGGAGGGUUCUCUGCCUGUUAGGUAUCUUGGACUUCCCUUGCUUUCUGGUAAACUGAGGGAUUCAGACUGUGGGGUGUUGCUUGAAAAGCUAACCAAGAAAGUCAGAUCGUGGCGUGCAAAGAAGCUGACUUAUGCAGGCAGGAUACAGUUGGCCGCAUCUGUUUUAAUGGGGGUGAUUCAAUAUUGGCUUCAACUAUUCAUGUUCCCUAAAAAAUUUCUUCGAAAGCUACAUAAGGUCUGUUUGGAUUUCUUGUGGCAUGGAGAGGAAUCUGUAAGGGAAAAGGUGGCAUGGGAAAGAAUAUCUAGACCAAAGAAGGAAGGGGGACUGUGCGUACGGGACCUAUUUACAUGGAACAAAGCAUGCACUGCUAAGAUGCUCUGGCUCCUCAUGAGUAGCCCUAUGGGUGGCUUGGAUGCUGGCAUACAGGUGCAGGGGGGGACUUUUGGACUAUGGCGGUUACGGUAUCCAGUUCUUGGACUUGGUGUAGAAUUCUGAAGCUUCGACCACAGUUUCAGCCUUUAAUGGGAGUGCAUAACGGGUAGGGGACUUGGCAGGGAAGAAGGAUGGUGUUGUACUCAGUUCGAGAGGUCUGGAAAACCCUGAGGCCUGUUCACAAUCGAGUUAACUGGUCCAAACUUUUAUGGGGGAAGAACCACAUACCACGUUGGAGUUUUAUCUCAUGGAUUGUUAUGUAGGACGCAAUGGUUACGCAACAAAACUGUUGAAAUGGGGGCAUUUGCAGGAUGAUAGUUGUGUCUUGUGUGGCCUUGGAAGUGAGAGAAGAGAGCAUUUGUUCUUUGACUGCAGUUUUUCAAAGUGCUUGAUGCAAAUAGUGGGUUUGCAGGUGGGAAAUGGACCUUGGAUCUCACGAGUUGAUACAACUGUAGCUAUUACUGCUAAGAAAAAUUCGUGGGGGCGUAUGAUUGGUAUAAUUUGGUGCUCUGUGACUUCUUUUAUCUGGCAGGAAAGAUGCCACAAAUGCCAUAAUGAAUUGCCUCGUGAUGCUAAGGUUGUGGGUGAUUUAUGGUUGAGUGAAUUGCGGUAUGUUGUGGGAGCUUUCCCCUCGUUGAUAAGUGAUUAUAGUAGUAUUGGUUUAGAGGGUCUGUGAGAUAGAUUUGUGAAUUGUUUGAGUUGUUGAGAUAGGUUGUUGUAGUUUGUUGGCCAUUUUCGAGAUCACCACUUUGGGGAUUCUUAGCUUCGUUGUAUCAGGAGUGGUGUUUAUCACCAUGUCUUCUUUGGAGAGUUAAUAAAAGAGGAAAAUGAUUCAACGGGAAAAAAAUGAUAUAUUGCCAAGAUUCAGAGUGAGCAUUCUUAACAUGAGUCAAGGGCUCGAGGCAUAAAAGAAAAAUCAAAUGAGAAUUUUGUGCACUGCGGAAGUUAUACUUAAAAGUUGAGUAUUUAGAUGCCUCAUUGUUAAUUUAAGUAUUAAUAUUUUAAUGUGAAAGUAGAGAUAGACAAAACAGUGGGCAAUGAAGAGCAAACUGAUCUCAAAUGCUCAAUACAUGGGAGCUCACUUUGAAGACCAAAUAUUAAAGUAACUUUGUGCAUUCAUUUUGGAUCUUGUUCUCCCUAAAAUCCAUAGCAUAUUCAGAUGUGAAACAAAAGCCUUUAAUUAUGCUCCCAAAAGAAAUGUAGGAAAAGUCAAUUAGAUGUAAAAAGAGAUAAUACCACCAUCUAUAAUCUUAAACACUUGGGAGACAUGAUCAAGCUUGAAGAUGAGAGUCAAAGACAAUGUCAAAAAGAGGUUCAUCGUGAGAAAUCCAAUAAGAGAUGUACAUGAAAAAAGUCUUGUGUUUCCUAGUAAAUUAGAUAGCCAAAAGCAAGAGAAAUAGACAUCAAAUUUAUAACUUGUCAAUUUGAAGGUCUGCUACAUGAAACAAAAAAACAUUAAUUUAUAGUCUGUGUUCAUUGCCAUGAGUUAACCCUUAUCUAGGGAUGUCAAUCCAACCCGUAACCAUGGGUACCCUACCCAACCGUAACCGGUCAAUGAGGGUAAUUACCCGCUUUGACGGGUUAAGGGACGGGUACGAGUAAUACCCGGUUUCAAAAUAAAGGGUAGGGUACGGGUAUGCUAAUUGAUAGUACCCGCCCGCUAACCAAAGGGUCAAUUUCCCUUGAGAAAUUUAGUUUAGUUUGAGAAAUUGAGUUUAGAUACCAUUAUUGAUGAUGAAGAUGUAGACGAUUAUUUUGGUUGUGCGGAUUGUAGAAGAAAGAACAAUUAUUAUG
Molecule: messenger RNA, 4083 nt
Organism: Linum trigynum
Lineage: Eukaryota; Viridiplantae; Streptophyta; Magnoliopsida; Malpighiales; Linaceae
Source: the annotation of a GenBank genome assembly